GAGGGGAAGACCCGGAGAAAUCGAGUUAGCCCAAGGAAUGGGCCCCCCACAAGCCCUGCUGCGCAUGCUCGCUCCAUGACCCCAGCUUGAGGUGACUGCCCGAACCCAGGCGGGGGCCCAAGGCACGGAGGCUGAGGGACGUGCCGCGGCUCGGUCUCCGGAGAGGGAGGGCCCCGCUGCCGUCGCCGCCCGGCCGGUGCCCGACCAGAAGCCAGGGAGCCCUCAAUGACAACAGAUUCUCUGGACACCUCCACAGCCCUGUCCCCACUCAGCUGAGGCAGAGCCAGCACCAGCUCAGACACAAGGACGGAGCCCUUGGACUGCUGGGUUCCUUCCAGGGAGGUGGAGGAGAAAUCCAUCUGCUGGGGCCUGAGCGUGGCCUGGGGGCCAGGCCAUCGUUCCCGGAAUGCCCCUGCCCGAGCCCAGUGAGCAGGAGGGCGAGAGCGUGAAGGCCAGCCAGGAACCCUCCCCUGAGUCCCCUGAGCCGGGCACAGAUGUCGUCCCCGCAGCCCCCAGGAAGCCCAGGAAGUUCUCCAAACUGGUGCUGCUGACGGCCUCCAAGGACAGUGCCAAAGUGGCGGGGGCCAAGCGCAAAGGAGUGCACUGUAUCAUGUCCCUGGGGGUGCCCGGCCCCGCCACCCUUGCCAAAGCCCUCCUCAAGAUCCAUCCCGAGGCUCAGCGGGCCAUCGAGGCCGCCCCCCAGGAGCCUGAGCAAAAACGCAGCAAGCUGGACACAGACGGAAAAGAAGACGGAAGGUUGGCAGGACAGCCUGCCCCCAGUCCCUUGGUGGAUGGGGAGGAGUCCACCAUGGGCCCCAUCGUGUCCAGGGAGGACCCGUAGCCCGGUUCCUGACAACCGAGGGUGCAAUCUGGCUGGGUCAGUGAACUUGGCUGCAACUUCUACACGUUCCACUGGGCUUCUGCCUGGGGCCCAGCCGCUGACUGAUUUUCACUUUCAACAUUGUAAUCUUUUUCUGAUCAAGCAUAAUUUACUUUUGUAAGCAGAAAAAAUAAAAUAAAAAGAGAAUAAAAGAAGCUGUACACUAGA
Molecule: messenger RNA, 1048 nt
Organism: Balaenoptera acutorostrata (minke whale)
Lineage: Eukaryota; Metazoa; Chordata; Mammalia; Artiodactyla; Balaenopteridae
Gene: FLYWCH2
Product: FLYWCH family member 2
Exons: 4
Coding region: 407-841 (144 amino acids)
Source: RefSeq, a predicted model, not a curated record